GGUAAACGUCCAUUGUUAAGACAUUUUUUUUCUUGUCUUCAGUUGCGAGUUGCGUGUGAUUGUAGAUAAAGAUAUUGUUAGAGAUAUACAUAUAUAAACAAACACCUGUUCUAGUGAUCUAAAAUUAUAAUCCUAAUCGCCUUUUCUAUUGCUCAAAAAUUAUAAUCUCCAUCCAAAACUAGUUUUAACCAAAAGUAAGUGGCUACAAGAGAUUCACUCCUAUCUUGAGAGGUUGAUUGUCCGUGAAUAGUGGCUACAAUAGAUUCAGUCAUCAUCGUGAAUAUAGCUGGUUUUUGUCGUUUGGUGUUGACUGAGAAUAAUCAACUCUUAUAAUAGGUCUUCUGCUGAGUUCUAACUAAAACACAUUCACAUAUUUUCUUUAUACAGAUCAGUUGGAAGAAAAUCGAUAUCCAAGAGGUGAUUUUUAUUUUCGUAUUUUGCAUAUUUAUUUCAUCUCAAUUGUUCAUAUCUUUCAUAGAUUAAAUCCCACAAAAUAGUAUAUAUUAUCUCGACUAGAAUUUGCUGAGAAAUAUUAUCCGGACUAUGAACUCAAUGAUCUUCCUCUAGUGGUUAUUGAUUACUUAUCACAUGUUUGAGCAGGAGAUUUAUGGCUGAGACACUUUUGUCGUUUGGAGUUGAGAGGCUUUGGAACCUCCUUGUCCGAGAAUCUGAGAGAUUUCAGGGAUUCAAUGAGCAACUCAAUGUACUAAAAAAUGAUAUGAAAAUGUUAAGGUGUUUUCUGGAAGAUGCAUAUGCCAAGAAACACACAAGUGCCAUGAUGGAAAACAUUAUCGAAGAUAUCAAAGAAAUUGUUUUGGAUGCGGAAGAUAUGGUCGAAACCUUUCUUCUAAAAGAAGAACUCAAAAAUACACGGGGUAUCAAAAACAGCGCAAGGAAGUUUUCUUGCAGUAUCUUUGAACACAGGGGACUUGCUUUCAGUAUGGAAGCCAUAAGUAAGAGGAUCUCUAAGGUGAUUCGUGAUAUGAUGUGUCAUGGGGUACAACAGGUAAACAUUGUCAAUGAAGGGUAUACACAAUCUCUACAAGAAAUACGAACGUUUUCUGGCGAUAAUGGAGACCAUCUUGUUGGGUGGAAGAAAAAUGUUGAGAUUUUGGUUGGCUAUCUGCUUGACGAGGAUAACAGUCAAGUGGUUUCUAUAACCGGGAUGGGUGGUAUUGGUAAGACAACACUCGCAAGAAAAGUUUAUAAUCAUCAGACUAUAAAAAGUCACUUUCCAAGACUGGCGUGGGUAUGUGUUUCACAACAAUUUACAAAGAAGGAUGUCUGGCAGACGAUUUUGCAACAACUCAGGCCCGAAAUCAAGGUGUUAGAGAUGACAGAGUAUGUACUUCAAGAAAAACUCUCUGAAGUGUUGGAAACACAAAAGGCUUUGAUUGUCAUUGAUGAUAUAUGGAGAGAAGGAGAUUGGGACCGAAUCAAGUAUGUGUUUCUGCAAAAAAAAGGAUGCAAGGUAUUACUUACUUCUCGUAAUGAAGGAGUAGCACUACAUGCAGAUAGACAUUGUGUUACAUUCAAACCAAAAUGCCUAACUUUUGAAGAAAGUUGGGAUCUUUUUCAAAGGAUAGCAUUUCCAAUGAAAGACACAUCUGAAUUCAAGAUUGAUGAAGAAAUGAAAGAGAUGGGAAAACAGAUGAUCAAACAUUGUGGAGGUCUACCCUUGGCUUUAAAAGUGUUAGGAGGUUUGUUAGCUGCGCAAUACACAUUGUGUGAGUGGAAAAAGAUAUAUGAGAAUAUUGGAUCUUAUAUCGUCGGAGGGACUAGCUUUAAUGAAAGAAAUGUUGUUUACCAUGUUUUGUAUCUGAGCUUUGAAGAGCUGCCUGCUUAUUUGAAGCAUUGCUUCCUCUACUUAGCCCAUUUUCCAGAAGAUUAUAAAAUAGAUGUGGAGGAUUUGUCAUAUUAUUGGGCUGCAGAAGGAAUACAAAGGCCAAGGUAUUACGCUGGAGCGAGCAUUCGAGAGGUUGCAGAUGGAUACAUAGAAGAAUUAGUGAAAAGAAAUAUGGUUAUUUCUAAAAGAGACGUUGAAACUUCAAGAUUUAAAACAUGUCAGUUGCAUGACAUGAUGAGAGAUGUUUGUUUACUCAAAGCUGAAGAAGAGAAUUUUGUAGAAAUUAUUCAAGGCACAUCAACUGCAAACUCCAAAUCUUCUUGUAAAUCUCGCAGACUUGUUGUACACAAGCCUGAUGAAACAUUUAAUGUGGAUACGGAGGUGAAGAAUCCAAGCCUUAGAACUCUCUUGUUUAUCAAGUGCAGAGGAUGGAGGGGAACAAGUUUAUUCUUUACAAGGCAUAAACUGAUGAGAGUGUUAGAUCUCUCUCGGGUGAAGUUUGAAGGAUGGAAAGUACCCUCUAGCAUCGGAAAGCUCAUCCACUUGAGAUAUUUGAGUUUAUUUUGUGCAAGUGUAAAUUGUCUACCUUCUUCUAUGCGGAAUAUGAAACAGCUGCUUUAUUUAAACCUAGAAGUACAUUCAAAUAGAGUUUACAUGCCCAAUAUCUUGAAAGAGAUGCGAGAAUUGGUAUACCUCCAUUUUCCGUUGGAAAUAAAGAAUAAGGUAAAGAUGGAAUUGGGUAAUCUGGUCAAGCUGGAGACAUUGGAGAAUUUCUCAACAGAGCAUGGGAGUGUGGAUGACCUCCGAGGUAUGACACGGCUCAAAACUCUUUCUAUCUAUAUCAGAGGUAAAAAAUGUAACAUGGAAACUCUAUCUUCAUCUCUAAGUAAACUUCCACACUUGGAGAAUCUUACUAUAGAUAAGAGGAUAUGGUAUGCUCUCCCGAAUGAUGAUGAAGAAGAAGGAUUUUUUUUGGAUUGCAUUCAUCUCAAAAAGCUGAAGUUGUAUAUCUAUAUGCCAAAGUUUCCUGAUGAGCAACAGUUUCCUUUUCACCUUACAACCAUUUCUCUAACUGAGUGUUGUUUGAAAGAGGAUCCAAUGCCAGUUCUAGAGAAGUUGCUUCACUUGAAAGAGGUUAGUUUACUGUAUCAAUCUUUCCGUGGGAGGAGAAUGGUUUGCUCGAGGGGUGGGUUUCCUCAGUUACAGAUGCUACGAAUAAGGAAACUAGAGGAGCUGGAAGAUUGGAUAGUAGAAGAAGGCUCCAUGCCAUUUCUCUAUACUCUCGAGAUAGAUGCUUGCAAGAAACUAAAGGAGAUUCCUGAAGGGCUUCGAUUCAUCACUUCCUUGGAGGAUUUGAGUGUUACAUAUAUGGGAGAGCAAUGGGGGAAGAGACUGUUGGAAGAAGGAGAAGAUUAUUACAAAAUCCAACACAUCCCUUCCGUUGAAUUCUAUUAGUAAACUUUUCUUUGGCAAAGGUGAAUCAGUCAGCAGCUGAAGGAGGCUCUCAGAAAUUACGGACUAUCAGGAGGAGAAAACUUCUCUUUCUUGACCUGAAUGGGUUGCUUGCAGAUAUAGUUUCUCCUCUUGCAGAUUGUAAAGCUGAUAUUAACAUUGGAAGAAGAGCAAUUUCAACCUCAUGUUCAUGUAUCCUGCCAAAACUGGAUUAAUCCGAUUAGAAAAGAGCCUCUAACCUGUAAGAUGGCUAUCAUAUUGUCCUGAGACUCUGUUAUGUAUUUUCACAUGGCUCCUUCUGAUGCUAGAGGGGAAUUAAAACAGAGUAUUAGAUGGACAUGGAAAAGAACAACGAGUGCAAGGACAAGCAAAAUAUCAGGUAUCUGAUUAGUGAAGAACUAGAAAGGAUUAUACAACUCAAUGAGAUAUUGGACAUGCAAGGCCAUUGAAACUGCUUUGUCUUUUGUAAUGUUUUUUUUUGUGCUGAAAGCAUAUGAGAUCAACAUUUUGUCUGCUUUUAACAAUGGUAAAGUACAAGGAACAGCAACAAUUCUUGAAUAA
Brassica rapa (field mustard) is the source of this 3859-nucleotide messenger RNA. Its product is annotated as probable disease resistance protein At1g59620. Lineage: Eukaryota; Viridiplantae; Streptophyta; Magnoliopsida; Brassicales; Brassicaceae. The record is from RefSeq and is a predicted model, not a curated record. Gene Ontology annotation, biological process: defense response to other organism. Gene Ontology annotation, molecular function: ADP binding.